This is a messenger RNA of Arvicanthis niloticus (Nile rat), 1700 nucleotides long. It is a transcript of the gene Coq4, whose product is annotated as coenzyme Q4. Gene Ontology annotation, cellular component: mitochondrial inner membrane; mitochondrion. Gene Ontology annotation, biological process: ubiquinone biosynthetic process. Lineage: Eukaryota; Metazoa; Chordata; Mammalia; Rodentia; Muridae. The record is from RefSeq and is a predicted model, not a curated record.
AGGAAAUAGGGCCGGAUAUUGAACAGCCUAGUUCUCCGUUAUGUUCAUUUUGGAUUCCUUUUCAGGAGUUUUUGUUUGUUUCUCAUAUAUCCCAGGCUGCCCUCAAACUUGCUACGUUGCCGAAAAUUCCUGAUUUUCCUGUCUCCACGUUCCCAAGUGCUGGAGUGACGGGGAAUUCACACCGGGCUUGGUUUUUGAGACAAGGUUUCAAGUAGCUCAGGCUGUUUUCGAACUUAAGAAUUCUCCAAGAAGGAUCUUGAACUGAUCCUUCGGCCUCCAGUUUUCAAGUGCUGGGUUGACAGAUAUACGCUAUAAAUAACGCCUGGCUCAGAGCAGUUGUCUUAAGUCAGUGGCAAACAAAUCUUGUGGCUUUUCUUCUCAUGCUCCUAUCCACAUUACAACAUCUCCGAUCAAAAAGCCACAGUGAGUUCAUUUCCCAAGGAGUCUUUUGACUUCUCCGGCCUCCGUCGUACCUGUGGAGCCCCGCCCAUCCACCGCGGACGUCCGCUGCCAUGGCGACCCUGCUGCUUCGCUCCCUGCGCCUCCACCGCAGUCUCCCUCACCCUACACCGCCAGCUGUAGAUGUGCCUCUCAGGGCCGAGAGUCAUGGCGCCCGCCUGCUGUACCCAGACCACAUCCCCACCACCUCGCUGCAAAAGAUGCUGCUGGCUGUGGGCGCGGCGGGAAUGGCACUCUACAACCCCUAUCGCCACGACAUGGUUGCUGUUCUAGGAGAGACCACAGGAUGCCACACCCUGAAGUUCCUCAGGGACCAGAUGAAGAAGGAUCCAGAGGGUGCCCAGAUUCUACAAGAGCGUCCCCGGAUCUCGCUGUCUACCCUCGACCUAAGCCAGCUUCAGAGCCUGCCUGAAGGCUCCCUGGGCCGUGAGUAUCUCCGCUUCCUGGAAGUUAAUAAAGUCUCUCCAGAUACACGAGCACCUACACGUUUCGUGGAUGAUGAAGAGCUAGCCUAUGUGAUCCAGAGGUACCGUGAGGUACAUGACAUGCUCCACACCCUGCUUGGGAUGCCCACCAAUAUGCUUGGAGAGGUUGUGGUAAAGUGGUUUGAAGCUGUGCAGACCGGCCUACCCAUGUGCAUCCUGGGAGCACUCUUCGGACCCAUCCGCCUCCGUGCUCAGAGCCUCCAAGUGCUGUUCUCGGAGCUGAUCCCUUGGGCGAUUGAGAACGGGCGCAGGGCCCCGUGUGUCCUCAGCAUCUACUAUGAACGUCGUUGGGAGCAGUCCCUGACAGCCCUGCGGGAGGAGCUGGGCAUCAGCCCUCCCCCAAAACAUUUCCAGGGGCCGGCCUAGCCUGAGCCUGAGCCCGGAGGAUGGGGCCUUCCUCUCCUUACAAUGCCUUCCUUUCUGCUCUUUGAACCUUGAACUCAGAGUGUCACUUAUCAUAAUUUUUAUAGUCAUUGCUGCCAUGUGCCUUGAGGGCCAGCACAGGAGAGAGAGGUGGGGCACCAGGCUGCUACGAGCCAUCGGGAGAGAGCAGUAUCUGUGCCUGGAACAGCCAGCUUGGAUCAUACUGAUUGUUCAGGUCUGAGACCCCUCUUCUGAACAGUGACUCUGACAGCGCAUCCUGUCAAGCUCUGUCUUUGAAAGCUUGACUACUACAUCAUGUUGCCAAGCCCUGAGCAGAGUCAUGGGGAAGAGGAGGUGUCUUUGGUGUCUGAAUAAAGCUCCAUCAGGCCUAGA